Messenger RNA from Mus pahari (shrew mouse), 2824 nucleotides. It is a transcript of the gene Pop5, whose product is annotated as POP5 homolog, ribonuclease P/MRP subunit. The transcript is spliced from 5 exons. Lineage: Eukaryota; Metazoa; Chordata; Mammalia; Rodentia; Muridae. The coding region runs from base 228 to 737 and encodes 169 amino acids. Gene Ontology annotation, biological process: tRNA 5'-leader removal. The record is from RefSeq and is a predicted model, not a curated record. Gene Ontology annotation, molecular function: ribonuclease P RNA binding. Gene Ontology annotation, cellular component: ribonuclease P complex.
GUCACAGAUCGUGCGACACUCUCCGACUUUAAGUUCAGGGCUGGCCUUAAACGUUCACUUGGGGACUCUGAGAGCACACAGAAUUUGGGUGCAAAAUCCCCAGCGUCUGCCCGAGGCGGACGCAUGCGCUAUUACGCCCGCCGCGGGAGGCGGAGCGUGGGGAUGGACAGGGUACACCGCCUGUCGGAGCCUAGUCCCGCCUUCCUCCGGCAUCCGGCGCGGACGCCAUGGUGCGGUUCAAGCACAGGUACCUUCUGUGCGAGCUGGUGUCCGAGGACGCGCGCUGCCGCCUGAGCCUGGACGACCGCGUGCUGGGCGGGCUGAUCCGGGACACGAUCGCCCGGGUGCACGGGGCCUUCGGUGCCGCCGCCUGCUCCGUGGGCUUUGCAGUCCGAUACCUCAAUGCCUACACUGGAGUCGUGCUACUGCGAUGCCGGAAGGAUUUCUACCAGCUCGUGUGGUCAGCCCUUCCUUUCAUCACCCAUUUGGAGAACAAAGGCCACCGUUACCCGUGCUUCUUCAACACCUUACACGUGGGAGGUACCAUUAGAACCUGUCAGAAGUUCCUGACCCAGUACAACAGGAGGCAGCUGCUGAUCUUGUUGCAGAAUUGCCCUGAUGAAGGAGAACGGGAAGCCAUCCGGAAGUCUGUAUCGAGAAGCUGUCUGCUGGACCGAGAGCCCGUGGAAGAGCUUUCCGACAGUGCUGGUGAGGAGGUGGCAGAAGCCAUGGAGUGACCCUGUCGAGGCCCACUUGUGGGAUCAGGACAUUACGGGAGGUGACAGCAGCAUCCCACAGGUCUCCAAUGGAAAUGACUGACAACCAGCAUACAGGUGACAGCUUGAAGCGGAGGGCUUGCUGCCUUCCCUUCCCUCCAUGGUUGUGAAGGCUCUGUGUGCAGACAUUUUGGAUGUAAUUGCUUAGCUUGUGGGUGGAAUAAGCAUUCUUGGCUUCCAGGGCAAUAUUCCUAAACCAUAAAAAGUGCACUUGCCUUGAAUGCGCUUCCUGUGUGGUUCGAGGUGAGUUUUAAAUGUUCCUAGACCCUUAAUAGAAGAACACAUGUAAAUCUGGGCUUGGUGGUACACAGACCGGCUUUUCUCUUGAGUUUGAGGCCAGCCAGGGUUCCACAGAGAAAGUGUUUCAGGUGAGGUGGGUUCAAGCAGAAACAUUGAAUAACCAGCAGCUACACUUAAUAACCCAGGUCAGUUCAGCACUGUGUCCAGGACUGCGAAUAGCAGGGCAUCCUCAGUGUACCGUGGCCUAGGUGCCUUUCAGCGGACCCCAGUGAGGCGUGAGUGUGAUCCUGGCCUUGGGAGGCGGGCUGAUGUGAAUGGGAACGGCUCCCAUAGAUCUGAAGACUUUAGUCCCCAGUUGGAAGGAUUGGGGGUGCAGCUUGUUGAAAGGGUCCCAGGUAGCUCUCUCUGCCUCCUGCCUGUCUGCCAUCAAGCUCUGCAGGAUGGCUUACAACUGACUCUCCCCUUUAAACAACGGGCACUUAAAAAGGUUGGGCUCAGCUUCCAGCUCCCACACGGAGGCUCACAAGCAAAUGUAGAGGGACUCCAGUUGCAGGGACCAACAGGUAGGCAUGCAAACACCUUUUCGGAGGUCUUUAAAAAAACCGUGAGGGGCUGUGAAAGGGCCAAACCUCUCUUGGUAAGAAGGGGUACCAACAGGCACAGCCUCCCCUUCACAUAUUCGGGUGCCUGUCCGUGGCACAGCCACUUCCCAGGAGGAAAACCUGUGCUCACUUUGGGUUGAGAAAAUUAACAUCAAAAGGUCUAAGGUGCAAAUGAAUAUGCUUUCAGGAAGGCAGCUCAUGUGAGUGUCAAUACUUUAUUUUGGUGUAAAGAGGGGAAGCUGGAAAAUACACUGUAUUUAAAAUUUUCUUGGUUCCCCCUCACUUUGUGGAAAGCCCCUCCCCCCGCCCCAAGCUAAUCAAUCAAUCUGUUCAAACUCAAAUACUUAAAAGAUUACAGCAGCAAAACAAAAGCACAGGAAACUGAUGGAGAAGUGUCACUUGGUGUGGACGACCGAGGUGCUGAACAGCAACUUCUGCUUAUGUCUCUUCCUUUUCUUCCCUCCUCUGUCUUCUGAGGGGAAACAGCGAGAGCACACUUAGUCUACCAAGAGGAGGCACGAGGACUGUGGGCACUGAGGUGAACUGGCUAGAGAUGGCCCUAGGCUUAAGAUCACCCAGGUCUGAUUCCCAGAACCCACAGGGUGGCUCGCUACCAGGUGCAGCUCCACGUCAGGAGAUUUGAGCUCCAAAACAUCAAACAUGCAGGCCAAACACAUAAUAAAAGAGUUCCUCAGAAUUCCACUUCUGGACCUGAAGAAUUCACCUAGGGUGGAUAAUAAGCCCCGUGUGGGCACUUGGUACCUGCCACUGACCCAGGCAGGAACUGCAGCACGCGUGGCUAAGCCUGAGCUCUGAGCUGAGGGAGUUUCUGGCCCUUACCAGAGAGGGGGUCUGACGUAGCUGGUGUGUCCAAUUUCAUGAAGGCUGCUUCCAUAGCUUGGCUGAAGGAAUUUUGGAAACUGGGCACAGGAACACGGUCAGAAUUGUCACUCUCCCCAUCGCUGUCCACAGGGGCAGGAGGAACCAAGCUAUUGUCAUCUGAAAAGGGCAGUGUUAAGAUUGCAACCCUUGUAUUGAGAGGGGGUGUCAGAUCUGCCCUCGCCGCCCACCCGCUCUCACCUUUCUUUGGAGCAGUUUUGGGCCACCCGUCUGCUUUUGCUUUGCCAACCCUCAGCAUCUGCCAAGCAGGACAGAAGGAAAAAAGGAUAAUAUGGGGCAUAGAGACCUUAUCUCAAAAAAAAAAAA